Messenger RNA from Heterobilharzia americana, 1966 nucleotides. NCBI's taxonomy places the organism in Eukaryota, Metazoa, Platyhelminthes, Trematoda, Strigeidida, Schistosomatidae. The record is from the annotation of a GenBank genome assembly.
CUUAAGUUGGUGGAGGCGUAGUACCGGUAACUUCGAAUUGACACUAAUUCAAAUAAAAACGCUACAAAUCUACUUAUUUUCACGCCCAACUCAACUCGUCGUUUCCCCUUUGGAUUCCACUCGAGUGCCUGACCUGGUGCGCAAUGCCCCCAAUGGUCUUCUCAGUGGAUGUACAGUCCAAUUCAUCUUCACUUCCUUCUUCUGCAUAUUUGUUCGUCGAUGGAUUCAUGGUUGGUUCGUUGCCACAAUGUUUGACUGUUUAAAUGACGGAACAAUAUCAAUUCAAGCUAACUGUCUUGAUAUAGCUAAAUAUUUACAGAAUCAUGGAAUUUCCGAUCAGGUGGUUGAUAUUUUCACUAAAAACACAAUUGAUGGACUAUCAUUUUGCCUAUUGACAGAGAAAGAUUUACAAGAAAUGGAUAUAAAACAAAUUGGUGUAAGAAAACGUAUCUUAUAUCUUUGUUCAUUUUGGCGUCAACAAGUUGAAAAGCAACGUUAUGGAGAAUACACUUUACCCAGGAUAUCAAGCCAAAAUUCUCUUGUUGAUUUAUUAAACUAUCAAGAUCCUAAACUACUAGCUGAAUCACAUAUAUGUAAAUCCAAUGGUAAUAACAAUAUCGAUUGUAUAAUGGAGGGUUCUUUAUUAAAUGAUUCAGAUUAUGGAAUAGAUGAGGACAAUUCUAAUUCUUGGAAACUUAUAAUUAGUUGUUUGUAUUUUGUUUUUUCUACAUGUGUCACAGCAUUUGUCAUCGUUUUAGCGCAUGAACGCCUACCAGUUACAUCUAAAUACCCUCCACUUCCAGAUUUAUUUCUGGAUAAUCUACCUCAUAUAGGAUGGGGAUUUAUUGCAGCAGAGGUGGUUGGUAUAAUAUUGUUCAUUAUUUGGUCAACUAUUCUUAUUUUACACAAAUAUAGAUGGAUACUUAUGCGACGAUUUUUUGUACUUAUGGGGACUAUAUUUUUAUUAAGGUCAGUUACUAUGAUAAUAACUUCUUUGAGUGUACCUGGAUCACAUUUAUCUGAUCAAUGUAGUCCAUAUAUUGUCAAAGAUCAUUCACAACGCUUCCAACGUGUAUUAGAAAUAUGGAAAGGUCUUGGAUUAUACAUCACAGGGAUACAGACAUGUGGAGAUUAUCUUUUUAGUGGUCAUACAACUUGUCUUACACUUUUUAACUUUUUUAUCACUGAAUAUUCACCUAAAAAAUUGUAUCUUUUGCAUACUUUUUCAUGGGUUCUAAAUCUUUUCGGUGUAUUUUUUAUCCUUGCUUGCCAUGAACACUAUUCAAUCGAUGUAUUUAUAGCUAUCUAUCUUUCAUCAAGAUUAUUUUUAUAUUAUCAUUGUUUAGCUAACAGUAAUAUUCUACAUCUACCAGGUAAUGAACGUACAAGAGUAUGGUUUCCAUUAUUCUCAUUUUUUGAAGGCAAUGUCACAUCAGUUGUACCAAAUGUCUAUGAACUACCAUUUUCAUUUAAUUACUUCAACAAAUCUAAUCAUAAUGAUAUUAAUUCCACUAAUGGUGAUAAUAGUAGUAAUAGUGAUACAUACAACCAAAAUUUACAUAAAAAACAAAUGUUGAAUGAUCAUAGAAAAGUUAAUCAUUCUCUCCUUCGAAACUAUUACAAUGAAUAUUCAAUUCGUUAUCAGACACCACAAACAUUGGAUCUAAUUGUUACAAAAUAUGAGGAUAAUUUCAAAAAAAAGAAUGUUAGUAAUAUCUGUUUAGCUGUAUUCCAGUUCAGAAUUGUUCAACAUUAUUUUAUCAAAGUAACGGAUAAUAAUACUACAGUAAUAAGUGAAUUAUCACGAAAAGGUCGUGAAAGAAAAAUUCAAUAAGUAGACUGUCAUUUAACAAAAUAUCCUGUAAACAUGUAAUUGUUCACCAUGUCAUUUUUUUUUCAUAUGUAGUUAUCCCUACAGACAUAUACAUAUCACUAAUAUAUAAUAAACAUCAUUAUAAUCUUUUGU